GUCAUUCAUCGGAAAAAGUUCUGCAUUGGUAUAUUUAUAUUAAGUGACAUGCAUUACAAAAUAAGUUUGGAUUUGAUUGGGUAAAAAAGAGUUGGCUGUUGGACAAAUUAUGUAUUAAAAUUCGAAGGAAGAAGUGGAGUAGAAGCUGCAGCACACAAGACGUCGUAAGAUCUUUGUAGCCAUGGCUAUGCUUGCUCGCUUGAGCUCUGGAGCUGUUAGUACUCCUUCAUCUCCUCAAAAAGCUGCUCUACAACGUUUUCAGAAAUGCAUUGGUUCCUUUUUGUGGCCAGCAAUGGCAGGUGGAGGAGUGCAGCGCAAAUCCACACAGAUUGAUGCUAUCGACAGUUUCACGAAUGAAUUAGUAGAACGCAAAAGUAAGAAAUGGCAAGAGCUAAGAGGCAAUAUGAUGUCUGGUGUUGAAGCACUUUGUAAAGAUGUUCAAAAGGUAAAAGUUGUGGCAGACGACGACUACGGCAAUAGUACAGCGGGUGGCACAAGCAGGAAUUUUUCGAAAAAUUUUGGUUUAAUGUCGAAAGGUGUCAUUAGUGAUUUACAAGCCCUUCGUUCUCCUGAAUUGGGACUUGACAUACGGUCAUUGUCUCAGGCGCAGUUGGAUAAUUUGCUCAGCUCCACGUUGGAAAUAAAAAACAAAGUGGAUUUCUUGUACUUGGUGCGGCAAUGCAUACGAUGGCAGCAACUGCCUUCAAAUGAAGUACUAGUCUCAUGCCUUAAAUACCUUAGCAGUUUGUCCAGAGUGCAACAUAUUGAAUCGAUAGCGGAGAUUUGCCAAGAACAAAAUCACGUUUUGACAAAAAUGUACUGCGACUUGGCACCGUUUAAGGCUAUGGCAUUGUGGAGGAGUGAUAGCGCGGACUUGGCUUUAAAAACUCUAUCUCAGGGAUACGAAAGUGGGUCUAAUGAGGGGAAACGGAUGAUAAGAGCUGCUUUUCGAACUAUUGCCGAAGAGACAUUAGCUAAGAAGAGUGAGGCUGUGCUGGUACAUCUGAUGGAAAUUGCACGGAGUAUUUAUGAAAAACAUCAGGACAUCUUUGUCAUAGCUUGUGUGUGGAAGCAAUGUUUCGUGAGUGAUUGGUUUUGUGAUCAAAAAUCGGCCGGAGAUUUAUUUUUGCAUUAUGAAGAACUACAGCAGAUGGUAGCUAAAAGAUCGGUUUCAUUGUGUGGAUCUUUUCUGAGCCGUAACAAUGUGGAUGCUGUCCAUCGUUUGAUCGAGGUAUAUCUUCAAUAUAAUGAAAGGGAAGCAUGUUCCAUCUGUCUUAGUUUACUCUUUAACUACCAAUAUAACAGAAGGGAUUUGCGUGCAUGUGCGGAAAUAAUUAAGUCAUGUAGUGAAUUGGAUAUGCCACUUUCGGAAAUUCAAAAUGAGCAGUUCCUUGGCUUAUUUAUAAACCAAAAUGAGAGCGACAAGGCAAGAGCACCGUUGCGUAGAGAUACUACUAAGGGAUUGAAGCAGUUCCAGUACAAGUUUUGAGAUGAUAUAGGAAAUAUGUUUGGCACAUGAGUAGGUAUUUAGAUGACACCAGAAGCAAUAUGUUUUACUAUAAGUUGUUUGAUCUAAAUGUGAUCAUUAGAUAUACUAAUAAUUAUUAAAAGUGUUUUGAAUUAUGUCGAUAA
Molecule: messenger RNA, 1632 nt
Organism: Musca domestica (house fly)
Lineage: Eukaryota; Metazoa; Arthropoda; Insecta; Diptera; Muscidae
Exons: 3
Coding region: 182-1489 (435 amino acids)
Source: RefSeq, a predicted model, not a curated record